AUGGGUUCGCAAUUGGAUUGGAGAGAAGCUCAGGACAGAGAGAAGUGGAGAAGAAUAGGCCAAGGGUCAUGCUGGUCUUUAGCAAGCGGAACUACGACACAAUCUACCGUUCCUGGUAGUCGCCUGGACAAUCCUAAGACAACCUGGAGUAGUGAAACUCCAUCAGUUCUCCAGCAAGUUAUAAUUGGCUAUUAUAAGAGGGCUACGAGUCCCAAGGAUCAUCUGCAACACUUGAACAUGAAGCUGACACGGUUCGAGCCCCGUGCAUUAUUACCCCAGAGGUUCAUUGAAAAAGUGCACUCCACGGAUUAG
This is a messenger RNA of Nezara viridula (southern green stink bug), 312 nucleotides long. The record is from the annotation of a GenBank genome assembly. Lineage: Eukaryota; Metazoa; Arthropoda; Insecta; Hemiptera; Pentatomidae.